AUGAAGGUUUCUGGAGGUCUCACUAGUGGACGUGGGAUCAACAAUGAAGGUGUCGUAGCGCGUUGGAUCCUGGGCAUGCCAGCUGCUUAUGAGGUUAUAGACGCUUUCGAGACCUUUUGUGAAGUUAGAGCAUCAACAGUAGAGCAACAUACAGAUUGGAGACCAACUAGCAUAAGGAGAGAUACAGAAGAUUAUCUGCAAUUGAUGAAGUGGCUCAUCGCCCAUGAUCCUUUCGUAUUAACAUCUGGGCAGGAACUUAUGUCUAUCGCUGAUGGAUUAUGUGCUGGAGAGGGUGUAAAUUGUGACAGAGCCAGAGCAAUUGGAAUGGAAGCCAUGAGAGGAAUGAUCGGAAUGAAUGCUGGGGAUAUCAAACUGAAACGCUCAACACGAGUGAAAAGUCUGGCUGCGACAAAACGUGGAAUUGUCAUUAAUAAUGAAGUUGUAGCCGUCAACACAACCCUUUUGUUUCAGCGGAUUGCAGCGAUAAUAACGGAGGACAAUCAGUUGGCGAUCAGAUCGUUGAAUCACGAAUUAGCUCCUUUUCCACCUUCUUUAUUCGAUGAUAAUGGCAUUAUGAGAAAAUCCAAAAAAUCGGAACUCUACGCAGCCUUUGAUGAGCAGCCCAUGAGCAGCAUUGAGCUGAGCCAGUUCUUCGAGAAGGAUAUGCCAGUUGUCCUGGUCCAGGCUAAGUUCUUGUCAAAUGACAAAAACAAAGAAAGGCUCAUCGAUUUCUUGAGAGUUCACCUUACUAGUGCUGGGAUAGCAGUGAAACAAGCCCUCGAGGAUGCUGAUCGACUCAUUGCUACUACUGCCAUUGAAUAG
This is a messenger RNA of Diachasma alloeum, 822 nucleotides long. RefSeq lists its product as uncharacterized. The record is from RefSeq and is a predicted model, not a curated record. Lineage: Eukaryota; Metazoa; Arthropoda; Insecta; Hymenoptera; Braconidae. The transcript has 2 exons. The coding region runs from base 1 to 822 and encodes 273 amino acids.